Triticum aestivum (bread wheat) is the source of this 1588-nucleotide messenger RNA. RefSeq names its product GDSL esterase/lipase At5g33370-like. The record is from RefSeq and is a predicted model, not a curated record. Gene Ontology annotation, molecular function: hydrolase activity, acting on ester bonds. Lineage: Eukaryota; Viridiplantae; Streptophyta; Magnoliopsida; Poales; Poaceae. The transcript is spliced from 4 exons. The coding region runs from base 94 to 1335 and encodes 413 amino acids.
CUCAGUUUCCUAGUGCGCGCGUAGCCUGCCUAGCCACCCGUGCCGUGCAUCUCUAUUCUCUCCAGGUCUCAAGCGUACGUACGUCGCGAGCAGAUGGGCGCCGCUGUCAUUCCUCUCCUCGUCUCCGUACUACUCGUCGUGGCGGCGGCGCGUGCCCCGGCGGCGUCCGCGGCGCCGCGGGCAUUCUUCGUCUUCGGCGACUCCCUCGUCGACAACGGCAACAACAACUACCUCCUCACCACGGCGCGCGCCGACGCGCCGCCCUACGGCAUCGACUUCCCGUCGCACCGCGCCACGGGCCGCUUCUCCAACGGCCUCAACAUCCCCGACAUCAUCAGUAAUACUACUACAAUACACUCCAUGCCUCCAUUCGCCAUGCAUGCAUCUCAGUUUCAGAUAGGAAAAUGCUGCUCCGUUGAGCUCGAACUGGAGCACGGCAUGUCACGUACUGACGCCGUCGUUUCAGGUGAGCACCUCGGGGCGGAGCCUGCGCUGCCGUACCUGAGCCCGGAGCUCCGAGGGGCGAAGCUUCUCGUCGGCGCCAACUUCGCGUCGGCCGGCGUCGGGAUCCUCAACGACACGGGAGUGCAGUUUGUGAACAUAAUUAGGAUGGGGGAUCAGCUGCGUUACUUCGGGGAGUACCAGCGGAAGCUGAGGGCCUUCGCCGGCGAGGAGCAGGCGGCGAGGCUCGUCAGCGGUGCUCUCGUGCUCAUCACGCUGGGAGGCAACGACUUCGUCAACAACUACUACCUGGUGCCCAUGUCCAUGCGGUCUCGCCAGUACACGCUCCCCGACUACGUCCGCUUCAUCGUCUCCGAGUACAGGAAAAUCCUCGCGAGGCUGUACGAGCUGGGGGCGCGGCGCGUGAUCGUGACGGGCACGGGGCCGCUGGGGUGCGUGCCGGCGGAGCUGGCGCAGCACAGCAGCAACGGCGAGUGCGCGGCGGAGCUGAACCGCGCCGUGGACCUCUUCAACCCGCAGCUGGUGGACAUGGUGCGCGGCCUCAACCGCGACGCCGGCGCCGACGUCUUCGUCUCCGCCAACGCCUACCGCGCCAACUUCGACUACCUCGCCAACCCGCAGAGCUACGGGUUCACGAACGUGAAGGUGGCGUGCUGUGGGCAGGGGCCGUACAACGGGAUCGGGCUGUGCACGGCGGCGUCCAACGUGUGCGCCGACCGGGAGGUGUUCGCCUUCUGGGACGCCUUCCACCCCACCGAGCGGGCCAACCGCAUCAUCGUCGGCCAGUUCAUGCACGGGUCCACCGACUACAUGCACCCCAUGAACCUCAGCACCAUACUCGCCAUGGACCAGCUGCAGGAGGGUCCUCUUUAGCUAAUUACGAGUGCUAUUAAUUAAUCAAACAAUACUCCAGAGCAGUGUUGCUCUCUCGGUCAACACAACAGGAGGUUAUCUUGCGUGGACCGUCCUGGCGUUUGAUCUCAAUCCUCAGUUAGGAGCACUAUUAAUAUAUUUUUUGAGUUGGUACUAUUAAUCCUCCUCAUCGAUCGAUGUCACAUGUGCCUAAUACUUUGCUCGUAAGGACAGGGGGUGCGUAUGUGCGUUCAUAGGAGUAAGUGUAUUUAUG